Molecule: messenger RNA, 4308 nt
Organism: Oxyura jamaicensis (ruddy duck)
Lineage: Eukaryota; Metazoa; Chordata; Aves; Anseriformes; Anatidae
Gene: NECTIN3
Product: nectin cell adhesion molecule 3
Exons: 6
Coding region: 153-1835 (560 amino acids)
Biological process (GO): homophilic cell-cell adhesion; symbiont entry into host cell; heterophilic cell-cell adhesion
Cellular component (GO): adherens junction; apical junction complex
Source: RefSeq, a predicted model, not a curated record
GUGGUGCGGCCCGCUCGGCGGAGGGCGGGGAGUCGGGCGCGGCGCCUCCCUGCUCGCUGCUAAACGCGGCCGGAGCCGGGCGUGGGGCGGCGGUAGCGGGACGGAGCCGGAGCCGGGCACGGAGCGCUGUGCCUGGGAGCCGAGCCCGGAGCAUGGCCGGGGCUGCGGCCGCCGCCGCCGCCGCUGCUGCUGCUGCUGCUCCUCCCGCAGCCCGCGGGGAACUUUUCCCCGCGGCCGGUGCCUCCUGGCGGCGGCGGUGGCGGCGCUUGGGCUCGGCGGCGCCCGGCGGGCCGGGGCUGGGGCUGCUGGGGCUGCUGGUGUCCCGCCUGUGCUGCGGUACCUUAGCUGGACCAAUUGUUGAUCCACAUGUGACAGCGGUUUGGGGGAAGAAGGUUGCACUGAAAUGCAUAAUUGAUGUAAAUGAAACAAUAACACAAGUUUCCUGGGAGAAGAUGCAUGGUAAAAUUUCAGAGACUAUUGCUGUUCAUCACCCUGAAUAUGGAAUUUCUAUUCAAGGAAAAUACCAAGGAAGAGUGUCAUUUAAAAAUUACUCGCUCACCGAUGCAACCAUCAUCCUGAAAAAUGUAAGCUUUUCUGAUGCAGGAGAAUAUAUUUGCAAGGCAGUUACAUUCCCACUUGGAAAUGCACAGUCGUCAAUAACUGUAACAGUACUAGUUGAACCUCUUGUGAGCUUAACAAAAGGACCAAACCCUCUAAUAGAUGGUGCAAAUCAAACAACAGCAGCAAUUUGUACAGCAGCCACUGGAAAACCUGCUGCAGAGAUUGACUGGGAAGGAGGUCUUGGUGAAAUGGAAUCCAGCUCUACUUUGUUUCCAAAUGAAACAGUGACAGUUGUAAGUCAGUAUAAUAUUGUCCCUACACGAUUUGCAAGAGGAAGACGUAUAACUUGUAUUGUGAAGCACCCAGCUUUGGAAAAGGAGAUAAGAUACUCUCAUGUGUUGGAUAUACAAUAUGCCCCAGAAGUUUCAGUAACUGGCUAUGAUGGAAACUGGUUCAUCGGAAGAGAGAAUGUUCAGCUCAGGUGUAAUGCUGAUGCAAAUCCAUUACCUGUGGAAUUGAUGUGGACCAGGUUGGAUGGACAAUGGCCUGAAGGACUGCUCUCUGUCAACAACACUCUGCAGUUCACCAGCCCAUUGACUUACAACUACACUGGGACUUAUAUCUGUAAGGUGACUAAUGCUCUUGGUCAGAGAAGUGAUCAGAAGACUAUCUACAUAUCAGAUCCUCCUACUACUACCACUCGACUGCCCACGGUUCCCUGGCAUCCUUCGACUGAUGGCAUCACAGGUUUAGCAACAGAACCUAGAAUAAUAGAUUUCCCAACAUCAACCUUGCCAGCAAUGCAGGAAGACACUUGGGGUACCGUCAUCGGUAGUGCGGUGGGUGGGGCCCUCUUCCUCAUACUUGUCAGUGUUCUGGUUGGAAUUAUCUGCUAUAGGAGAAGACGGACGUUCCGUGGUGACUACUUUGCUAAGAACUACAUUCCACCAUCGGAUAUGCAGAAAGAGUCUCAAAUAGAUGUUCUUCAGUCAGAUGAUGUGGAUUCUUACCCUGACAGUAUAAAAAAGGAAAUAAAGCAUCCAAUGAACAGCUUAAUAUCUAAAGAUUAUUUAGAAGACCCUGAAAAACCAGAGUGGAACAAUCUAGACAAUAUUAACAGGUACCAGGAACGUUAUGAAAGACCAAUGGAUUACUAUGAAGGUGGAACAUUGGGGAUGAAAUAUAUGGGUGGUGAUUGUUAUGAUGACAAUGAAGAAGACUUUGUUUCUCACAUAGAUGGCUCGGUAAUAUCCCGGAGGGAGUGGUAUGUGUAGUAACCACUGAAAACUAAACUUGUAUCUACAAUUCAUUUCAUUGGCUGAUCACUUUCAGAUUGUUUAUACUUAAACAUGAGAAGGAAUAAACUUUUUGAAACUGAUUUUUUGAAGGUUUUUAUAUUGUGACUUGGCAAAUAUUCAAUCUGGGGAAAAUGUGUUUGAGCUGCUUAUUUUCCCAAUGCUGUACUACUGUUUAAGUUUUUUUUUUAAUGCAGAGUGCUUAUGUUGGUUUAUGUCAGAGGUUAAAGAAAAGCUAAAUUCAACUUACCACUCAAAAAUGUUUAAGAAUAAAAAGUGACUGUCUUGGGUCUCUGAUUCAAAAAGUUUACAUAAGGUAGUGAUAGAGUAUUUUGGGACAUUUACUUUGCAGAUCGAGUAAAUCAAAUAGCCACAUCUAGGUAACAUACAUCUAGAUACCAUCUAUGGUAAACCUAAUGCUUCUAUAUAACAAAUGCUGUACCUGUUAAAAUCAGUUACAGUGGAAUCGAAGCUUUAUUUUUUGUUUUUCUGCACAAAAAUGAAUACCUCUUAGCAUUUUAAUGAGCCUUCUUCUUACUAUGUAUUUAAGAAGUCAUUGCACUGAAAGUAAGUUACCUAUGAGCAAGAUUUUGAGUAAGUACAAACCAGUAAAAGGCUUGUCUUUGAAUAAGAAAUUAUUUUUUUAGUCAUUUAUUUCUAGAAGCUUGUGUGUACAUAUACAGUAUGGUAUUUUGUUAGGCCUGUACUUUGCAGGGUGUCAAAUCAUCAGUGAACUGAAGACUCCCUCUUGCAAGUACAGUACAACUUAAGACCGCUUUCUGAGGUGUUAUAGGGAUCGCAACAUUGAAUUUGAAAGCUGGAGAACUGGACAUAACUAGUAAGAAAACUCCGAUGAAUUUCUAAGCUGAAGGCAAAAGUCAACUUAAACGUUUUCCAGGAUGCCAUUAAACAUGAAGUGUGCUGAGAGGCCUCAAAACCCUUGCUUGAGGUUUUUAUGACCAGAAGUGAAAAUAUAUAUUCUACCCUACUUCUGCAUAAGUUACAUGCCUUGCUUUGAAGAGGGUAACUAGAACUUGAGAUUAUUAAUAGGGAAUUGGAUGUGUGCAUUGCUACUUCAUGUAAUGAAAACAUACUAUGCAAUGAUGCAACUACAGAAUUUAAGAAGCAGCAGUUUAGGAAAACUGUGCAGUCUCUGUACAGCAGUGGAUUUGUUUUGCCUGCAAGUAAUGCAGUGUUUUAACAAUGUGCUUGUUCUUUAAAAAUACAUUGUAUGUAGGACAUCUCAUUUGACAUCAGAAGUAGUUCUACUUUGUCGUGAGUGGUUGCACCCAACUAAGUCUGACUACAAAGAGAAAUUGUGCUGAAAUAAGAUUAGAUAGAUUGUAGAAAAAUGAUCAACUCAGAAUUAAAAAGAAUGGUGUUCAAGUGCUAUCAUUAAGUACUUAGCAUGAAGAAAAACUGAUCUGGCUCUGGAGAUUUGGAACCUGAGAAGGACAAAACCUCUACUACAUUCAAAAUGAAAUGGGCUGCAUAUUUAUGACUGCUUCAUGAGUGGAAUUUCUUACUGGAGUUCCUUCUAUACUCAUCAUUUUCGGUAGCUUACAGCAUUUAGAGCUUGACAAAAGUAGUUGUAUUAAGUGUUGUUAGACAAUACACUGUGAUUGCAUAUGACUGCAUGUCUUCAAAAAAAGAUUAAAACAGCUUUAUUUGAAAUUCAAAUGGAAAUAACUUUUCUCUAAAGAACUUAAAUUCACAUUUGGAUUAAUUGAUUACUGAUACAUAAUUAACCAAAGUCUCCAACUUAUAAGUAAAUGACAGGGUGUAUCAGUAGCUUAAGAGUAAACUUGAGGAAAGGAGUGAAGUUUCUAGCUGAAGGUUCUGAUCCAAAUUCUUUCUGGAAUAAAGAGAUUAUACCUCUCUUCAAAGAAAAAUACUUGAUCUAUCAUCUUUAAAAGAUGGUGUUGGAAACAAACAACCAUAAACCUGUUUUCCACAUGGGAUAUCUUGCUUGUCUCUGUGGAAUUUGUUUUUGUUUUUGCUUUUUAAGAAAUAUAUAUUUAAUUCCAAUGGGUUAAGUUGAAAUGUUUGAGUUGAAGCUGAUCAUAGAUAUAGGGCUUACAAGUGUUGCAAUGUUUUGUACAUUGUUAUGUCUGCUGUAAAAAGAAUUGAUUGUAAGUACAAAUGGCUCUUGUGUGAAUAAAAUUUUUGUUACAUUCUCAAAUCUAGGCAGUGUUAAAAACUCAAGUUUGACAGACAUUGUUAAAGGUGAAGGUAAACGAGCCUAAGAAAAUGGCUAGAAGCAGCUGCAGUAAUGAAGCUGGUAAAGUCGGCUACUGAACAUCUCUUCCCGAAGAUCCUUACUUUAUAAAAUGAGUGGCUUUAGAAAUGAUUUAACUGUAUGACCUUCAGGAAUCAUGAACAGGGGUAGUUGCUAUCCAAACAAAUGCAGUUUAAGCACGAAGGAUACACAAUAUCUAGAAUUCAAAAUAUU